AUGAAUUCCGAUACUCACCGCAACAACUCGGUUCAAAGAAGCCUGGUGGCUGCAAGCACAAUAGGCUGCUCCCCAGUGGAAAAAGCGGAUGUUGAUCUUGAAGAUGAUGAUUUCGACAAAGAUAUUGUCGUUGUGGAACCGAACAAAGAGAAUGAGGAAGAAGGAAUGGAGCAUGAUGGAGAGGAUGCAGAGAAUCUGAAGCCUAAGAUCUACCCAGCCAAACUAAAAUUGAAAUAUGAGGAUUACAAGAAAAUGUCGGAUGAGGAUUAUGGAGGUGUGAAGCAGAUCGAGGAAGACCUUGGUUCGGAAGAGGAUUACCUCGUGCAGAAGACCGUCUGCGAGAGAGUCAUUUGCCGUCUGAUUCAUGACGAACGUGUUCUUCUCGAAGUCGAACAAGGCGACGACCCGACACUUUGUGUUCAUCCAAACUACGCCAUGACUGACGAAUGA
Molecule: messenger RNA, 450 nt
Organism: Caenorhabditis bovis
Lineage: Eukaryota; Metazoa; Nematoda; Chromadorea; Rhabditida; Rhabditidae
Source: the annotation of a GenBank genome assembly